UUUUUUAAAACAUUAGUAUUAACUAACAUGGCUACAUCCAUUCACAAAAUUUGCGAUCAACGUUCGGAUCCUUUUAAAGACCACUCCAGAGAUUUUACUUUUGCAGACCACCUGUCUCCCAAGGAGGGAAAGUAUAUGGUUAAGGCAGUAGGACAAAUUCUUUUAGAAAUUCAAAGUAAUCUCGAAAAAUCGGGAAAGAAUUCGUUUAACAGUCCUUCCCCUAGUGGAAAUGGACUCAAAAACGCUUCAAAAAGUAGCAAAAGGCUCAAAUAUAAGUCUAAGCAGGCUUUGAGUGAAGAAGAGGUUAGUGAACCAGUAAAUGAAAUUAAUCACUGAGCUGACCAAACCUACCACAGGAGGGAACUUGACCAAAUUGUCUCCAAAAUUAAGAAGCCAGUAGACUGUGUCAAUGGCUCCUUAAACUGGAAAGAUCUGCCGUCAAGUAAAUUCCCUAUGGUCAGCGAGUCUAAAUUUCAUUGUCCUAACCCCCUCUCUCCUCCUUCAAAUGGAGUAGCCCUUCUUGGGAAUGUUUAUAGUGCCAAUAGGCUAAAUAUUAAAAUAAGCUCUUUUGUGUCUUCAUUCUAUAAACACUACUCCAUUGUCUCUUACUCUUCCUUUGUUCUGUCUCUUAUCUACAUUGACAGAUUUCUUAAGUCUCCAAAAGUCAGGGAUUUAAUGCAGGACUCCAAAUUCAGCAUGGCAAGGCUCUUCCUAGUCGGAAUCAUAAUUGCUAUGAAGUAUCACGAGGAAUACUACAUUGAGAAUUACUACUUCUCCAAACAGGCUUCCAAAUACUGAUGCAUCUCUGAUAUUAAAGAGCUUAAUGAGCUGGAGAGAGACUUCUUAAAAACCAUUGACUACAGGUUGAAGGUUGAACAAUCAGAGUUGAACAGAUACCUUACCUCUGUUUAUAAUAAGUCCCAAGAGCUCCGAUGCAGACAGUUCAAAGUUCAUACUGACGAAAUCACUAUUCAGGAAGACUAUUUUGGUCGUAAACCUGAAAGCACGAAGGAACUUCUCAAAACAUCAGGAAUGGGCAAACUCCACUUCUCCACUAUCACAAAGAAGAGCCAGUCUGUGGCAAAGAAGCAACCCCAAAUAAUCCUGAACGACAAAGUGUUCAGAGGAAGUGAGGAGAUUUACCAGUUCUUCAAUUGCGAAGAGAUCUGUGAAGACACAACCACAUUCUCCGAAGGUACCUCUUUUUCAGUAUCUGAGGGAUCUUUGGAAAGCUUUCUAACAUUUAAUUAAUUAUAUUAAAUACCUCCCAAUCCCGU
This is a messenger RNA of Moneuplotes crassus, 1277 nucleotides long. The record is from the annotation of a GenBank genome assembly. Lineage: Eukaryota; Ciliophora; Spirotrichea; Euplotida; Euplotidae.